AUGUAGUGACUAUGCAUUGGUUUGGUCCACAGUUAGCUGACACAGUUCAUUGGAUCGGUCUAUUAUUGUAGGUAGUGACUGUGCAUUGGUUUGGUCCACAGUUACCUGACAGACAGUUGGGACAGUUCAUUGGAUUGUCCAUUAUUGUGUACUGUGACAUCACGACCCUCAGAAACACAUGCAGUAGGAAAAACAACAGUAAAUGUAGAAGAUGAACACCUCGCCAGAUGCUCCACCACUCAUGGAUGACUCUGCUCUACUGAAAAUGAGAGGAUACACACUCGGCACAAUCUUGGGUGAAGGCUCAUACGCAAAAGUUAAGUCUGCAUUCUCCGAGCAUCUAAAAUGUAGGGUGGCUGUGAAGAUCAUUGAUCGUAGAAAAGCUCCAUCAGACUUUUUACAGAAGUUCCUUCCUCGAGAAAUGGACAUUCUGCCUCUCAUGAACCAUCGUUAUAUUGUAAAGACAUACGAAAUCUUUGAGAUUGCGGAGGGUAAAAUCUACAUGGUAAUGGAGCUGGGUGCCCAAGGGGAUUUGUUGGAAUUCAUCAGGAGCAGAGGACCAAUGCCAGAACUAAUGGCACGAAAAUUAUUUCAUCAACUAGCCACAGCUUUAAAGUAUUGUCACGAUUUAGAUAUUGUUCACAGAGAUCUGAAGUGCGAGAAUAUUCUCCUGGACAAGGAGUUCAACAUUAAGCUAUCGGACUUUGGCUUUGCUAGACACUUAAGCUACAACAACAGUGACAAGAUAGUCCUAAGUAAAACGUUUUGUGGCUCAGCAGCUUACGCUGCUCCGGAAGUCUUGCAAGGAAUACCAUAUGACCCCAAGGUCUAUGAUAUCUGGAGCCUUGGAGUUAUACUUUUUAUAAUGGUUUCAGGUUCAAUGCCAUAUGACGAUUCCAACAUAAAGAAGAUGCUACGUGUACAGAAGCAACACUGUGUAAAUUUCCCACGCUCUAAACAUCUUUCGACUGACUUGAGAGACAUCAUUUACAACAUGCUUCAGCCAGAUGUAAGACAACGUCUAACCAUAGAUGAAACCUUGAACCAUAGCUGGCUUAAACUGUUGUCAAAAUCUAAAGGAUCAGAAUUUGCCCCACUAAGCAAAAAGUAUGUAAACCCUACAGACAAGGCUUCUGUUUUCAAACAUGCAAACCCAGAUACUCCUACCUUGCAAACUCCAAAGGAAAUGCAAACGGAUUUAGAGGUGGCAAGUCUCCGACAACGACUCCUACAGCAAAAGGAAGCCAUGACAGCAACAGACACAAACACACCAGCUGAAGAAGGCACUGCAGUUUAGCCCAGCAGAAUCUGGUCAAUGUCAUCUUGCAAGUUGUCAUAAAGGCCAUCAAAAAAAUUAGUUUUUUUUUCCUUCAGUGCUUAGUUGUUCUUAAGUUCUGUUAUUUUACAAACUAGAAACAUUAAUGUAAAUUACAGAUUAAAUAGCAUUUUAGGCUUCUACAGUAUAGCUACCUAAAUGGGUACAAAAGAACACAGUAGUAGAUCAGCUCACCAACUCUUCAUGCGUAACAGACACCAUUCUGUAAUGUCUGGAUGCAGGGGACCCACCGCUCUCCCCCGGUAGUAGCAGGAAAGUGAAGGAAAGGAAAAUCCAGCUCCCGAAAGGCAAAAUCUAGUAAAACUUAACGUUUAUUCGUGCACAUUAAAAAUGGUUAGCCACCAUAGCAGCAAGUGACAUGUCACUCAUAAAAACAGGAGUGAGACACCUACGCGUUUCGAGCAUACGCUCUUAGUCAUGGCACUGGUACCAUGUCACACAGGGGUUUAAAUACCUACUGAACAGUGUCAGAGCCCGCCGUGAAA
This is a messenger RNA of Hyla sarda, 1821 nucleotides long. RefSeq names its product testis-specific serine/threonine-protein kinase 1-like. Gene Ontology annotation, cellular component: cytoplasm. Gene Ontology annotation, molecular function: protein serine/threonine kinase activity; tau-protein kinase activity; ATP binding. The transcript is spliced from 2 exons. The record is from RefSeq and is a predicted model, not a curated record. Gene Ontology annotation, biological process: intracellular signal transduction; protein phosphorylation; microtubule cytoskeleton organization. NCBI's taxonomy places the organism in Eukaryota, Metazoa, Chordata, Amphibia, Anura, Hylidae. Bases 212 to 1297 code for a protein of 361 amino acids.